This is a messenger RNA of Drosophila busckii, 2169 nucleotides long. Its product is annotated as transcription factor kayak. Lineage: Eukaryota; Metazoa; Arthropoda; Insecta; Diptera; Drosophilidae. The coding region runs from base 465 to 1664 and encodes 399 amino acids. The record is from RefSeq and is a predicted model, not a curated record. The transcript is spliced from 5 exons.
CAGCAGCAGAUUACAACAACAAUUAUUAAGCUCACGUUUUGUUGAUCGCGAUUGGUGUUGCCGUGUGUUUGGUUUGUGGCAGCGUCUUGUUAACUGUAAUAAUCAUACGGCGCUGCAACAGCGCAGCAGCAACAGCAACAACAACAACAACAACAACGCAUAGCAUACAACAUAAACAACGCAGCUCGUCGCAGCGACGACGCAGCAGCAACAUCAGCAGCAGCAGCAGCAGCAGCGGCAGCGGCAACAUAGCGAGAGGAACUGGCGGCAGUGGCAGUGGCAGUGGCAGUAACAGCGCGACAACUGCCUUUGCUCUGGCCCUGCCACUUGCGCCGGCAGCAGCACAAGCGGAACAGGCAGCAACACCAACAGCAGCAGCAGCAGCGCCCACGACAACAGCAGCAGCAACAACAACAACAACAAUAACAACAGUUUUAUCAAACGAGCCGGAACAUUCUGUACCCAUGCUAUCGGUAGUGACGGGCGGCUGCGCGGGAAUGGAGCGGCUAGGCGUUCCGACCCGCACAUCAUUGAGCACACCACCCGAUGAUAGGGAACAAUUUAGAUGUAGAAUGCGCGUUGAUGCGCUACAAGCGUGUGAACUUUUGGCUGCACGUAGCAGCAGCAGUAACAAUCAGCAAACGCAACAACAGCAACGCAACAAUAAGCAACAACAUUCCCACCAUCAGCAGCAGCAGCAGCAACAACAACAACUUCAGCAGCAACAUUUUCUAUAUCAGCAACACAUGAAUACACCGCCCUCAACUCAUAGUUUAAGCGCCGGCAGCCAAGCUGUUGGCAGCAGCAGCAACAAUCACAACAACAACAACAACACGCAUAGUAUUAACAAUUUUGUUGGCAGCAAUGUGGCACGCGGCGGCAUUGAGGCAACUACAUUGAAAUAUGGCAACACAGGCAGCGGGAGCUACAAAGGCGACUUGAGUAAUUCCAGCUGCUCGUCCAUGUCCUCGUGUAGUUCGCUUAACAGCCAUAGCAAUGAUCAUCAUCAACAUUACCAAUACCAGCUGCAGCAACAGCAGACGCCGCGUUGCCCACAUCAUGUACCACUGCCGGACAGCGAGUACGGACAGGAUCGUCAUCUGCAAAUACGCAGCAGCUAUCAGCAAUCAGAAAUCACACGCUCCUAUACUAAGCCGCCGCCCAACAAAACCGUACGCGAUGUGCCCGAACAAAUAGCCAGCGCCAAUACAAACUAUCGCCUCAACGCCACAAAUACCUGCAGUUCCAGCUCCAGUAGCAGCAGCUUUGCCUUGGCCGUAACGCAAGCACAGCUAUCGGCCACAUCUCCCACAGCAGCAGCAGCAGCAGCAGCAGCAUCCGGCGUCUCCGCUGGCAGUUCAAGCAAAUCCAAGCCCAAUGCUAUAACCAAGUUCUUCUCCAGAAUUAGUUCGCCCAAAUCGCCCACAGCGCUGGGCACGCCUGCCAGCAGCGGCUGUUCACUAGCCUCAUCUGCCUCCAUGAGCUCCUCGGCCUCUUCGCUGGCAUCCUCAAAUUGUGUCUCCACAUCAUCGUCAGCUUCCUCGCUGGCUGCGGCGCCACUCGCUACGCUGCCCAUUGCAAAUGCAGCCACAGUUAAGAGCACAGCCUGCAGCACUGGAGCAGCAGCUGGUGGAACAAACACCGAUGCAGAGGAUACGCAAUAAUUCCAACUCUAGGCGUUGUCAAAAUCAAACUUCGCGCUGGCACGAAAAGACUGUUUAUUAGUCAGAAUUUAAUCUGUAAAUGAAAUAUAUAACUUUGUUGAGAGAGAGAGAGAGAGAGAGAGCAGUCCACACUACAGUUUAAUUGAGCCGCAUAAGCUCAUUUCCAUUAUCGCAUGCUUAACAGACAUAUAAAUAUACAUAUAUAAAUCUAUAUUAUUUAUAAAUGAAAACACAGACACACUUAUAGAGCGAGACACAGUUAAAGAAUGAAAUAUGUAUAUGUUACUUAUAGAUUUUGUUUACAACUAUAAUUUUAGAUGUAUGCUUGCUAUACUCUUUAAACAACUCCCCCCCACCAUCCAACCAACAACGCAGACCUUAUGUUUAUGCUGUAAACGAGCAACUUUAAAUAUUAUAUAAAUCAAUUUAUUUGUAAUUUUUUUUUUAUUAUAUCAAAGCCCUUGUGCUGGAACACACUUGAAUUCAUACAUUGCUUAUAAAAUUG